AUGAUUAUGAUCCAAGUCAUCGACCACCAUGUCCGAAGGCCAUCACCACCAGCACCACCGUGACCACCACCAUCACAAAGAAAAUCCGGCCAGCGAGAUUGACUACAAGAAGGAAGAGAAGCACCACAAGCAUAAGGAACAUCUCGGAAAAUUAGGAGCUGUUGCUGCUGGCGCCUUCGCAUUGCAUGAGAAGCACAAGGCGAAGAAAGAUCCAGAACAUGCACAGAGUCAUAAGAUAAAGGAGGAGAUUGCAGCCACUGUUGCAGUUGGAGCUGGUGGAUAUGCGUUUCAUGAGCAUCACAAGAAGAAAGAACCCAAGAAGAAAAGCCAAGAGGCUGAUGGAAAGAAGCAUCACCAUUUCUUUCACUGAUAUAUAUAUAUUAGCUUAUGAAGAAUACAUAUAUAUAUAUAUAUAUAUAUUGAUCUGGGGAGCUCAGCUUAUUGCUGGAUUUGUUCUGUUCUGUACU
This is a messenger RNA of Neltuma alba, 467 nucleotides long. RefSeq names its product abscisic stress-ripening protein 2-like. The record is from RefSeq and is a predicted model, not a curated record. The transcript has 3 exons. Lineage: Eukaryota; Viridiplantae; Streptophyta; Magnoliopsida; Fabales; Fabaceae. The coding region runs from base 29 to 370 and encodes 113 amino acids.